Cladophialophora yegresii CBS 114405 is the source of this 2025-nucleotide messenger RNA. RefSeq lists its product as uncharacterized. The record is from RefSeq and is a predicted model, not a curated record. The coding region runs from base 1 to 2025 and encodes 674 amino acids. Gene Ontology annotation, molecular function: mRNA guanylyltransferase activity; protein tyrosine/serine/threonine phosphatase activity. NCBI's taxonomy places the organism in Eukaryota, Fungi, Ascomycota, Eurotiomycetes, Chaetothyriales, Herpotrichiellaceae. Gene Ontology annotation, biological process: protein dephosphorylation; 7-methylguanosine mRNA capping. The transcript has a single exon.
AUGAAGUUGAAUUCCCUGCCGCUGGUUGGCGGCCCCCAGCUUUACCAGGAAUUCUGGAGCCGGCCGGGGUCGAAACCGUGGACUUUAGCCACCACCACCACCACUCUGGGCUUGUUCCUGGGGAUCGGUGCACUGUUCCUUGCAAGAUCCUACCUCUCGACAGAUCGGGGUGCAGAAGAAGAAGUUUCUGCACCGGAAAGCGAUCAUCCUGCACUCAAAACCCACUCGACUACACGGCCAUACAAGACGAAGUACGCAGAAUAUCCCUCUAUAAGGACGUUCUACCAUCCUCACGCUCAUGCGGAAAAGUCACAAGUCAUCGCAGACCUGCCUUUGCUGGUAUUUAUCCACGGGCUGGGCGGCUCGUUGCCUCAAUUUGCGCCAUUGCUGGGUAGUCUGGUUAAUAUCGCCCCGUGCUUUGGACUCGAUCUGCCGGGCCAUGGCAUGUCGGCUUUCUCGCCUCAGGCUUACAAUGCCUACGGAACCACAGCAUUUUGUGAGCUAUGGCAGACGGCGAUCCGGGAAAUCUGCGAGGAGCACGGACACAAGAAGGUCCUGUUCAUCGGUCACAGCAUGGGCUGCUCGAUCGCGGCUCUGUUGGCCACCGAUCCCUCUUUCCCGCUCGAAGUGGUAGGGUUUGUUGGCAUCUGUCCGAAAGCAACACCACCGUCACCAUCAGAGUCUGCCUCGGCAAUGCGAUUCCUCUCGUUGCCGGAUCCGGUGCUCAACGUCUUGCGCAUGUUGGACAGAAGGGGUGGAGUCAACUCAAAAAGCGUCGAGAGAAUGGCCGGCAAGGCUGCAGGUGUAGACCUCCGACGUCUGCAAUUAGCAUACAACAAGAGCUUCAAGACGCCCGUAUGGAAGCGCUCAGCUUUGGGUUGCCUACCAGUGUACGACUCCGUCGGAAAAGCAAUCGGCGGUCUGCCUGGCAGGGAGGUCUGGGCCAGAAUCCGGGUGCCUCUUCUCCUCGUAGCAGGAGAAGCAGACACAGUCACCAAGCCGACCGAAGUCGCAAAGAUUGUCUCCUUUCUCGAGGAACCAGCACGCCAGAGCAUUCAAGACGCCACCACGACAGCAGAACGACCACACAACACUACCGAUCCCAUACCUGACGAUACGCCAACAACCAGCCAAGAUAGCGCCAACGACUCUACAGCGGACGAACGCAAAUUCGGCACCCUCCCUUCCACCACAGAGACAUCCAGCCACAAUUCGAAGGUGGUAAAGACGGCCAUCCUGCCCUCUCCUGCCGCCCACGCCCUGAUGUACGACCACUCGACCUACCGCACCGUGGCCGGCCUGAUCGAGGACUUCCUCGCCCGCUACAUCUCCCCCCAACUAUCCCUCGGCUGGCAACUCCAACAACUCACCACCUCCGGCAAAUGGGACGUGAAGAACCUGGAGAAAUGGAAAAAGGUCCUUCCGGUCUCUGGCCCCAUCGGCCAUCCUCCCUCGCAAGGCAUAUUCCGGGCGUUGAAGACACUGAGAGAGCAAGACGAAAUCCACACGCCGAGCGUAUUUCUGAAGGAGUGGCGCGACAAGAUCUUCGCCGUGAUUGACAUCUCACACGAUUCGCCCGUCUACGACACGGCCUCGCUCGAAAGGGGCGGCAUCCAGUACCACAAAUUCCCAACCGUCUCCAAAGUGCCGCCCACAACCGUCGAGGUCGUGGACUUUAUUGCCCUCGUCGACCGCCUCCGCGUGGAACUGGAACAACAACAGUCGGGCUGUAGCAAAAACAUUGGCGUCCACUGCCACUACGGGUACAACCGCACGGGAUUCUUCAUCUGCUGCUAUUUGAUCGAGCGGUGCGGGUAUCGCGCGCAGGACGCGCUGGACGAGUUUGCGGCCCAGAAACCGCCGGGCAUCAAGCAUGAGCAUUUCAUCGAUACACUGUUUAUGCGGUAUCAUGUCGGACUGAAGAAGGCGCCGACGCUGGUGGGGGCGGCGGCCAUGGAGGACAAUCCCCAGACCCGGAGUAUGGCGGGCUCGGGCGUCGAGAGCGUGGGGUCUACGGAUUCAUAA